Balaenoptera acutorostrata (minke whale) is the source of this 921-nucleotide messenger RNA. RefSeq names its product putative olfactory receptor 5AK3. Gene Ontology annotation, cellular component: membrane. The record is from RefSeq and is a predicted model, not a curated record. Gene Ontology annotation, molecular function: odorant binding; olfactory receptor activity; G protein-coupled receptor activity. NCBI's taxonomy places the organism in Eukaryota, Metazoa, Chordata, Mammalia, Artiodactyla, Balaenopteridae. Gene Ontology annotation, biological process: sensory perception of smell; G protein-coupled receptor signaling pathway.
AUGGAACAAAACAAUGGCACUGAAGUGACUGAAUUCAUCCUCCUGGCAUUUGCUGGUCAACACAAGUGUGCUCAUCUAGAGGGUAACAUUGGCAUGAUCCUAUUCAUCAAGAUUGAUUCUUCCCUUCACACUCCCAUGUACUUUUUUCUCCAAAACUUGGCAUUUGUUGAUCUCUGCUACACCUCUGCUAUCACUCCCAAGAUGUUGCAAAACUUUGUAGGGACAGAACAAUCCAUCUCAUUCAUAGGAUGUAUGGUGCAGUUACUAGUCUGUGGUACUUUUGCAACAAGUAAUUGCUACAUCCUCGCUGCUGUGGCAGUGGACUGUUAUGUAGCCAUCUAUAACCCACUUCACUAUGGAACAGUUAUGCCCAAGAGAGUCUGCAGUUCAUACUUCAUGGGUUUCAUACUUCAUGAGUUUCCUUCAUACUUCAUGGGUUUCGUAAAUGCUUCUGUAAACACAAGUUUUCCUUUCUCAUUGAACUUUUGCAAAUCCAAUAAAAUUAACCUUUUCUGUGAUGAACCCCCAAUUCUGGCCCUCUCAUGCUCCAGUAUUUACUUCAAUGUCAUGCCACUAGCAGCCUUUGUGGGGUUUAACUUGACGUUCACUGUGUCGGUCGUCAUCUUUUCCUACAUGUUUAUCCUGGGUGCCAUGUUGAAGAUCUCUUCUGCUGCAGGGAGGAGAAAAGCCCUCUCCACGUGUGCCUCCCACCUGACAGCCGUCACCAUUUGCUAUGGGACUCUGUCUUACAUGUAUCUGCACCAUCGCACCACAGAAUCUCAAGAGCAAGAAAAAAUGGCUUCUUUGUUUUAUGGCGUCAUGAUCCCCAUGUUAAACCCCCUCAUCUACAGCCUGAGAAACCAAGAUGUGAGAGAAGCCCUAAAAGGGGUUGGAAAAAAGUACUUCAAGUUUGAUCCUUGA